This is a messenger RNA of Sabethes cyaneus, 1643 nucleotides long. RefSeq lists its product as uncharacterized. NCBI's taxonomy places the organism in Eukaryota, Metazoa, Arthropoda, Insecta, Diptera, Culicidae. The record is from RefSeq and is a predicted model, not a curated record. Bases 397 to 1290 code for a protein of 297 amino acids. The transcript has 2 exons.
AUAAUUUCACUCUUUAUUGAGAUUUGCUACAGUUUUUAACAAUUAGGAAUAUCGCUUGUACAGAAUCUAUUAUUGUGCAUUCAGCCGAUAAUUGUUCUACCAAAUUCAAAGUGUGUCUGAUAAAUAAUUAUUGUAUUUGAAACAUUCCAUCAUCCUGCGUUAGUGACAUAGGAGAAAUUUACGGGUUCAAUUAAUCAUAUUCAUUAAUCGUAAAUAAUUCAGUUUGAUAACGUGUCCGACUAAACCGUAACAGAAAUUUGGGAAUUGUUCUGAAACCAGUGAAAAAAGUGAAAAGCGAUUAUAUUUUCAUUCUUCAACUACUCAUCUGCUGCAACGCCACUAAUUGCCUAAUAGCUCAACAUUGCUGCUCUGGUGGCGCUGUUGGGUGGGGAGCAGAUGGAGAACAAACUACAUGAUCGUGCGUUCGUAGAGAACUACUUUGCAAAUCUGAAUGAUUUGUCAAGAAAAAUCGCACUGGACAUUGGAGAGAUAAAAGCAACAUAUGAACACAUUUGGGAUGAUCUGAGCUACGACGAGCAGAUGGAAAUCAUAAACGAAACCCUAAUCAAACCGGAGCUCACGCUAAAGUAUUUCGAUAAUUUUUCAACUUCUUCCGAAUCGUUCAAGAACAUCAUCGACGGCGGUGACGAUAAUAGUGACGACCGAAAGGUCAAUUUGUACGAUGGCAAAUCGUUGCACACCUUCCAGCAUCUGAAGACGGGCAGAAAAGUGAUUCACGAUGAAUCUGUUGGACUGUUUCGGGAUGAGCACUCGGCGCCGUUCUCACACAAGACUAAAAGUCAAAUUAAUCUUUCGAUAUUUCCUCCGGAGAAAGAAAAAUCCGUCGAACGGCGAUUAGAUCUUGUGAAGAAGAUGGAAAAAAUUAAGUCGACGAAACCGAAUGAAACAGAAGUGGAGACCUUGAAAAUUUCUGCUAAAGUUACACAUGCUGGAGAUGAGGCGUCUUAUAACGAAAACAAUAAUAUGAUUUCUGGAAUUAAGCCCACCGAUCCGACGGCUAACUUUCUUGCAAGCUUUAUAUGUAGUCAGGCAGGAGGACCAGUGUUAGUCUCUACUGCAUCCAUUAGCGGAAGUGAUGAAGCAGACGGCCAGUCACUGGAGAAUAUUGGCUUCGAUGAUGACAAAAUCAAUCUGUUCCGGAAUAGCUCUAGGAGCGACAGUCUACAUCAGGUACGACCCUCUUCUGUCGAGGAGGAUGAUAAGAACUUUGACGAAUUGAACAGUUUGUUAGGUAACAGCAAAGGGUUCGAUUUUCUUAACAAUUGGUAAACCAGUAAUCCCCACUAUUCCCAAUCAGCCAAAACUGGGUAGAAAAGCAAACUGUCGUUUUAAUUGUUUAACUUCGCUGGUCUUCCCCGAGUUUCCUUCUAGUCUCUCUUCACAUUGUCAUUUUCACCAUUUUGCCGUGUGUCGUGUUUUAAGUUAUCACUCAUUUGCACACAUUGUAGCGUUAGGCACUGAAAGAUACUCAAGUAGACUAUUAUUCUAAGCCAACAGACUGAUUUUGUAGAACCAAAUAAAAAAAGAAAAAAAUAAAUAGUUGCAAGAAUCAAGGGUACCUCAAAAUUUACAAGUUUCCGAGACAUUGGUCAAAUUUUAUGAUAACACAAUUAAAGGCUCAG